Paraglomus occultum is the source of this 528-nucleotide messenger RNA. Lineage: Eukaryota; Fungi; Glomeromycota; Glomeromycetes; Paraglomerales; Paraglomeraceae. The record is from the annotation of a GenBank genome assembly.
AUGGCUGCACCAACGCUUCCUGCACCUGCGGAGAGGGGUGCAAGUGUGCAGAUGGAACUUGUAAAUGCGGAAAAUAAAGAGAGACAGAUCUAUCCGGGCAAAGGUAAACUAUAUGUCCGGUCGGAUAACAAGGUCUUCCGUUUAGUUGGUUCAAAAACAGAAUCUCUAUUUCUCCAACGUCUUAAUCCGCGUAAGAUCGCAUGGACCCAAGUCUACCGACGCAUGCACAAGAAGGGUAUAACUGAAGAGGUGGCAAAGAAACGCUCUCGCCGUACUGUCAAACGACAACGUGACGUGGUUGGUGCGACACUGGAAGCUAUUCGGGAUAAGAGGAAUCAGAAGCCCGAGGUUAGAGAAGCUGCCAGAUUGGAGGCAUUGAAGGCGGCGAAAGAAAAGAAAAGAGCCGAGGCUGCCAAGAAAAAGGCUGAGAAGGCCAAGGUUACUCAAGCUUCCGCUCGUGGACAACAAAAGAUUUCUAAACAACAAGCUCGUGGUGUACAAGCUAAAGCUUCUGCAAAGAGUCGUUAA